Dicentrarchus labrax (European seabass) is the source of this 4620-nucleotide messenger RNA. RefSeq names its product zinc finger protein 704 (gene znf704). Gene Ontology annotation, biological process: regulation of transcription by RNA polymerase II. Gene Ontology annotation, molecular function: DNA-binding transcription factor activity; RNA polymerase II cis-regulatory region sequence-specific DNA binding. Gene Ontology annotation, cellular component: nucleus. The coding region runs from base 644 to 2212 and encodes 522 amino acids. NCBI's taxonomy places the organism in Eukaryota, Metazoa, Chordata, Actinopteri, Moronidae. The transcript has 9 exons. The record is from RefSeq and is a predicted model, not a curated record.
GCAUUCCGCCGGUAGAGGCUCUGCUCGGUCGGAGCCACACACGGACUGGAUCUCGCAACGGCCAGAACCGGAGUCACCUAACGGUCGUGUUUUCAACCGGUUUCAACGUCUGCGCGGGGAUGGCGAUGCACACCGGCCGAGCGGAGUGAAACAGUUCGACGCAUUUGUUUCCGCCCUGCUAUGUCCAAGUGGUUUUCACACACAUGACCCGCCAUUUUGUUAAAUCGUGUACAAAUGUCAUCCUUGUUCCCGACAGUGACCGUUAGUCCGUGUUUUCCCGCCGCCCCCUCAGCUCGCAAGGAGCAGUGGGGAAAACAAACAGGUCGAACGGAGGAAGAUCGGUAGCCGGUUUAAUUUGGAGGUUGUUUAGCGGCGAAUGAAUCGUUUUCAUGUUGCGGGCUUUUAUCGGGUGUUAAUUCUGAGUUCUCGUUCAGUUUUUCGGUGCUUUUUAAGACGCCGUUUGGAGCUUUCGCCCUCCGAGUAUGUUGCCGCUUUCUAACAUUUUAUCAGGGCUGUUGGAGCGCGUAGUCUAUCCGCUGCGGUUUUGUGUUUUUCCCGACGUUGUUUACCGGUUGUAAUUCGACGUUUAAUGGUUUAAAUUCACCGGUUCGCCGGCUCUGAGUUCAACGAGACACUUUUCGACAUGCAUACGAGGCGUUUAGUGAAGCGGUCGAUCCUCGGCAGCCGUGUUUAUGCGCCGAGUCCGACGGGGGACGGUGCCCCGGUGACAGGAGUGGUCCAGGCUGUCAAGCAGGAAAACAGAGACGUCUCGGCCGCGGGAGCUCGGCGCAGCGUCUACACUGUGCUCAUGCAAGACGGCAGCCUGAAGGAGUUCUACGAGGAGGAGAUAGCCGCCGGGUUCAACCACACUACAGCCAAAGUACCGCUCAAGUCCAGCUUGAAGCAGAGCUCCAGUAACGGAGCUCCAGAGAGCCAGAAGGUGGAAGGCGGCUCCCUCAGCCCAGAGGCAGUGGAGGAGCAGCGGAUGGCAGACAGCAAGCGUAUUGGCCGGGACCCCGAUACCCGAUCAGUGUCCUUGCUAGAGCAGAAACGCAAAGUGGUUUCCUCCAGCAUUGAUGUCCCUCACGCCAGACGGUCAGAGGAGGAAGUGGAUAUGGACAAGGUGACGGCUGCCAUGGUGCUGACAAGCCUCUCCACCAGCCCACUGGUCAGGAGUCCACCUGUCAAAGUCAACGAAGGUCUGAGUGGUUCAUGGAAGGACAACGGUUCAGCUGGCCCCUUCACUCCGUCCAGCAACAGCUCUUCAGGGGGCUACUGGAGCUGGUCUGCCCCCAGUGACCAGUCCAACCCUUCUACACCUUCCCCGCCACUCUCGGCUGACAGCUUCAAGCCCUUCCGUGUGCCCAGUCUGGGCGGUGUGGGACCCGGCCCUGCAGGGCCUGAAGACCCCAGCCUGGACGAGCAGGACGGAAGCAGCCUGCUCUUUGAUGAGCCCAUCCCUCGCAAGCGCAAGAACUCCAUGAAGGUGAUGUUCAAAUGCCUGUGGAAGAACUGUGGUAAGGUGCUGAGUACAGCUGCUGGUAUCCAGAGACACAUCCGUACCAUCCACCUGGGGCGUAACUGUGACUCGGACUGCAGCGACGGCGAGGAGGAUUUCUACUACACGGAGAUCAAGCUCAAUACGGACUCGGUGGCCGACGGGCUGAGCAGCCUGUCCCCCGUGUCCCCAUCCGUCCUCUCUCCCCCUCCUCCUCCCCCCUCUCCUCUCCCUUCUCUCAGCCAGCUGCCGGACUCCCACAGACCUCCGCAGUCUUCUGACACCAAGGAGCCUCACGCUAGCGGCACCACCCCGCUCAGCCGCUCUGCGCCUAGCGCACUCUACCUCAUCCACACGGACCACGCCUACCAGGCCACGGCUCCCGUGUCCAUCCCGUCCAGCAACAGUAACUCUGCCGGCUCAGCCUCUACCAGCUUCACUCCCACCAACAGCUCCAGCUUUAGCAUCUCCUGGCAGUCACCGCCCGUCACUUUCACUGGGAACUCGGUGUCGCCCAGCAAAAGCCAGAGCUUCGGUGAACAGCGCUCCCAGACCAUCGCCGUCCUCUCGUCCCCUCCCAGAGCAACCACCGCCCUCAGUCGGAAGGUGCGUGGAGAAGGGAAGAAGUGCCGUAAGGUAUACGGGAUGGAGAACCGCGACAUGUGGUGCACCGCCUGCCGCUGGAAAAAGGCCUGCCAGAGAUUCACCGACUGAGCGUUUCCUCGCCAACAUCGCAGCGCGCCACGCCAACAGGCUCUGCUGCCUUUUCGCCGGAGAACUGGGGGAGGGGCAUCAUUUUGCAUGCAUUUGGUUUUCUUCAACUCAAAGUCGCAACUGUCCAUCAAGGUCCAGCUUCGCCCCCUGUCGUCACCCUCCUCAGCUUCACUGAACCAUUCCAGCUGUGGAAGGAACCAAAGGACAGCGGAGUCCCCUUUUUACAUUGCCGUCCAGGAUUCUCAGUACUGCCUCGCCAUUCCCAUCAUUCCCGCUUUUGGGGAAACCCCAGUGCAGCUAAACAGUGUAGAAAAAAGAAAAAAAUAGAUCUCCUCUUAUGUUUUUUAUGUUGGGUUCAGUGUUGCAUCUUUCUAUGUUUUGUAAAGCUCUGGUUUUUAAAUGGAAAGUCUGGUCAAAGAAGGGGUCCAGAAAAGAAGGCCAAAAGCUUUUUUGUGUUUUGUCAAAAAACUUUUUUAUCCAAAAGAAGAAUGGGCCUCUUUGCUUCAGUUUUUGAAGAACUUUAUGAAAAAGCAUGGAGGUAAUGCUCGCAGUUUUUGUUCUGACUUCAACUUGUUCAUCUCUUGUUUUAUUUCUGGACUUUUUGAGGUGAUCUUUUAUCACUGACACCACAGCUUCUCCCGGUUCUUUACCUGCUCUUCAUUCCUGACAGCCCAGAGGGAAUGUACAGCAGAGCCGGGAAGGGUGGGUUAACACAUAGAAAGAAAGGGAGGAAUAGAGACACACAAGGUGAAUGAUCAAUGCAAAAAAGAUACAAUUUACAGUCAGGGAAAGCAGAUGGACCAUGCCAGUGAUUUACAACAUAAAAACAGCAUUCACACACACAAUCAAAGCAGAAGACAGGAACUGUUUUCUAUGUCACGUUUUUAUCCAGUUGAUUCAUUUUCUUUGUUUUAUCAGGGAUGUGAUUCUAAAGAAAGCAAAAACCAGCAGCUAACACUUGGCGUUAAACUGAAUACAGCACUAACUCAAUAGCUUCUCUCUCUUGCUUUACACAUGACAACUUUGCAACCAAAAACGACUUUAUCUUAUUCUUUAUGUUUUUGGUUUUUGUUAAGGUGCCAUGUUUACUGUUGUUGAUGUUGUUUUUUUUCUCUCUUUUUAUUUUACAUUUUUGGCAAAACCUAGACUGUUUACCUACCACCUGCCACAGAAAAUGUGUUAAAAGACCUUCCUGACAGCACUGGAACCAUGAAGUCAGCAGCGUGCAAGGCCAUAAAAAGAUACAGAGACAGAUCGCCCUCCUCCUCAAUUUUACACCUUCCCAAAGGGAACAAAAUAUCUUUGUGUUUACGAACGCCACAGAGGCGCAUCUUGAUGAUCUGUCAACCAAAGGAGGAGGGCUAAAAACCCAAAGCGAGGCACUUGCACUAUAUGUGUGUAACAGAGCACUUGGUACAUUUGUGGUUGAUUUCUAGAGAGUUGAAAAUGUUUUUAUGUUCCACUAGCCCUCUUUAUUUUUAACUUAACUGGUUAUAAAAGGAAGUAACAGCAAAAAAAAUAUCUGACCACCCAGAUGUGGCUACUUCCCUUUUCUGAACCAUUAUUUGCUCCAAGAGUUUUGGAGAAGGGCGGAAUAAGUUAUAAGCACUUAAUUAGGUCACUCCUUCGUUAUAAAUGUGCCCUGCACAUUCCAUUCACUUUGCAAUAUGCAAGCAAAGCUUUGGCUCGACACGUAAACUUGUUACCCUCGAGAAAAAAAGAGGUAAAGAAUGCGAUUGGUAGAAAUAAUGUGGCUAUCUGAUUUGUCAUUUGAGUGUGUUCAUUUGAAUUCCAGCCUCCUUGUUGGCUCAAAGGCAGGAAACAAAAUCAAGGCCAAAUAGUUUACAGAUGUUUACUUCGUAGUGAUAAAUGGACCAACUCUUGUCUCACCUGGGGCUGUGUUCUACUUUAUUACAAUUCAGUCCUAUUGAAAGAAAUGUCCUGUGACAAAUGUUUCUACCAACAGGCACAUUGUGAUUCUGUUUCUGCAUUUAUUAUCUGCAUUAUAUGAAAUGUGUUUGAAUGCACGCUGAAAUCUUUAUUGGUAUUUCUGUCGCACACACAAGAUCAUUUUACACCAGAAUUAUUGAGAACCAACACCAGCUAAUAAACUCACAUGCUCCCCCAUUAAUACACAGUACUUCCACACCUGAAAAUCGUAGCUCGGUUAUGUUUGCUCAACUGUUUCUAUUUUGUCUAUUUUUUUUUUUCUUUGUCUGUUCAUGUAUAUAUGUAGUUCUCAUAUUUUCUCUAAGCUCCAUGUUUAUGACCAGUUAGCUCGGUCAUUGCAUCUGCCACCUUAUGAACAAGACAGAGUCAAGUAUGACAUCGCGUGAGGAAAUAAUGCACCGUUCAACCUCUCGGGCUAAUGUUGUUUUGAAUAUAGAGAUAGCCUUAAAGUCACUCUU